This is a messenger RNA of Trypanosoma theileri, 1836 nucleotides long. RefSeq lists its product as uncharacterized. The record is from RefSeq and is a predicted model, not a curated record. Gene Ontology annotation, biological process: pseudouridine synthesis. Gene Ontology annotation, molecular function: RNA binding; pseudouridine synthase activity. The transcript has a single exon. Gene Ontology annotation, cellular component: nucleus. NCBI's taxonomy places the organism in Eukaryota, Euglenozoa, Kinetoplastea, Trypanosomatida, Trypanosomatidae. Bases 1 to 1836 code for a protein of 611 amino acids.
AUGACGAAAGAUAGAAUUAACUUUAGACAUUCCAUGAAGAAUGCACAUGGUUCUCUUGAGAUGGAAAAUGCUGUUGGCGUUACUGAAUUACGUACAGCUAAUCUUUCACGUUGUAGUAUGGAUGAGGUAAGAAACGCACGAGUGACAGGAUUAAUGAAAUGGUCUUUUGAUGAUUUUAUUGUGAAAGAAGUUUGGCCUGAUGUUAUUUUUUCCAAAAUGGAAUCUAAAGAAAAGUCUAAUACUACCGGGGGAAUCUCUCGAUUUCUACUUCCUGUUAUCUCUGAAGGGGUUCCGGAUGGGGCCAUUGCAACUCUUAUUGAAGAGAAAUGUCCUAUAGGAACUUCUGUGCAAUUUGUCUCUCCAGUAGAUUUUGGAAGUUGUCAAGAACGUUUUGUAUUAGUUUAUACUAAAUCCCGUAAUGCUCUCUCUCAUUUUCAACAACAAGAACAACAACAACAACAGAAAUUUAAUAUUUCGGAUGGAGUUGUUUAUAUUGGAAAAGCUAUAGAUAUUUCAACAUUACAAGAACCAUUAUCCCCAUUACCUAUUCAUCUUUUACCAGAUCUACGUUACCGUAUUGUUUUAAGAGGUAUAAAAGGAGCUUUGGCAGAUCUUCUUCCACGUUUAGAAAAUUUACAAUCCAAUGGAUUUUUAAAUUAUUCACAUUUAGCUCGUCAUGGUGUUGGUCUUUUUCGCACUUUUGAAUCUGGAAGAUUUCUUCUUCAUAGAGAAUAUCCAAGUUUUAUUUCUUCUUAUAUUUUGGGCUUAACAGAACGUUCACCACUUCUGCGUAAAGAAAUUAAUCCUCUUUUAGAAAUCAUUGCAAAUCCAAAAUCUACUCGAGAAGAUUGGAAAGGUGUAAAGAAAAGUUUAGAAUAUGCGUUAAAAAAAGAUGAACCUAUUGUACGUCGUCCACAGACUGGAUUAUAUUAUCCACAUCAUAUUCUUUUACGUGAUUUUCUAGAAAGAGCAGCAGAUAUUUUCCCAGUUCAUCAUGAUUCGGCUCAAGUUAUUCGUGAAAGUAUUCCUCGUUUAAUUAUACAAGAAAAACUUAGAAGUGUAGCAGAUGUUCAUUUUAAUGCAAUGGCAUCCCUUCGCUGGGAACUUUAUGGAGACAAAGUUGUUAUUGGAGAUCUUGUUAUUCCUAAAAAAGAUGAAGAAAGAGAUUUAUUAGAUAUUUUUGAAGCCCCUGCAGAUCAUGUAAAUGGAAAUAUGACUUCUUUACGUCAUCCUGAGUGGCUUUCUAUUUGUGGAGAAAAACAUUUAAAUAAUUUAAUUGGACGUGUUCGAAUUAUACAAAGUCGUGAAGAAGCCGAAAAGUUUUCCAUUGAUGAUGUAGUUUUACCUGUAUUGGGUUUUGGUGCAGAACGUUUAAUUCUCCCUCAUCAUCGAAUGAAAGAGGCAUCUGAACGAUUAUCACAUGAAUUUCAAAUUGAAGGAUUAUCAGAAAUGAAAAUUUCUCCUCCAGCCACUUAUCGUCGUCUUGUUGUUCGACCAAAGGACCUUAGUUAUUGUCUAUUUGAUGAUGAGAGAGGAUGGAGUUGGGAAAGUCAUCCUGAUAUUCCCAUUCGUCCUCAGCUGUAUAAAGAUCAGGAUGGCAUCACACGGCAAAUAUCACCUUUCUUUCUCGCGAGUGGGAAAAAAAAUAUGAUUGCUCGAAGUGGAUUUCGUGGUAUUGAAGAGAGAAGUCAUUUUCUUAAACCUGCGAGACGGCCUGGAAUGACAUGUAUUGUAGAAAUGACAUUACCACGUGGUUCAGCUGUGAGUUCUGCCCUUCGUGAAGUACUUCAGUUUGCCACUAUUGAUCCAGGAGCUAUUUUUCAUCUUCUUCGAUGA